AACUUUCCCUCAGCAGCUACGGAAACUGCCCUGGUGGACUGAGAUGCACUUCACAGGCUCCUCCUUUUCUCCUUGCUUUGACUUUCCCACCUCCUGCAAGCUCUCAUCCUCUGUUGGCAUUUGCAUAUUGGCGUAGCACUUGCAAGGGAAGAAAACCUCACUUCUCUCAGGAGGGAACCAGAGUAUUAUGGGAACUGAACACUCAAAGAACGAGGGGCGAAGGAGCAUGGUUUUUCUUAGGAAAGGUCCAAAGUUGCCUGCAUGGGAAGACGCCCUUCUCUCAGGGAGAGAGCCCAAGUCACUGCUGAAACGGGGAUUGCGUUAUGUCAGCUUGAGCCUCAUAAUGAAAGGGAUGACCAACACGCCUGACUUCUUGUGGGGACUGCAUGAGGUGCAGAAGCUGAACCUUUCACGCAACCAGUUGGUGGUGAUUCCUCCUUUGCUGGGGAAACUGGACAGGCUGGUAGUGCUGAACUUGGGGGGUAAUUGUCUCAAGAAUCUGCCUAAAGAAAUCGGGCUGCUGAGGAACCUGAAGGUCUUGUUUGUCAAUAUGAAUUGCCUGACAGAAGUGCCAGCAGAGCUCAGCUUGUGCAGGAAGCUGGAGGUUCUGAGCCUCUCGCACAACCGCAUCUCACAACUGCCUUUGAGCUUCACUGACCUGACAAGUUUGAGGAAACUGAACCUCAGUAACAACCGCUUUGUGCAAAUUCCCCUCUGCAUUUUCGCACUGAGGAGCUUAGAUUUCUUGCACCUAGGGUCCAAUAGACUGGAAAACAUCGCAGAGAGUAUCCAGUAUCUGGUCAAUCUGCAAAUCUUUAUUGUGGAGAAUAACAACAUACGCAGUCUGCCACGGUCUCUUUGCUACAUCACCACUCUAGAGUUACUAAACGUUGAUUACAAUGCCAUACAGACUCUCCCUGAUGACCUCUACCUUUUGCGCCGGCUGCGCCGCAUUGCCUGGAACCCAAUGGAUAAAGGCUUCCAUGUCGCCCACAACCCCUUGUCCCGGCCCCUGCCCGAGGUUGUCGAGGGGGGCCUGGAUGCCCUCUUCAGCUACCUCAGGGAGAAAAAGGAGCGCAACUGAGCUUCUGCUGAUCUUGGGAUUAAGCCUGUCAUCAAGACUCUCUCAUCAGAGACCUUUCUGCACAGGCAUUUCCACUUCAUAACACUUGGAUUUCGAAGGCUGUGGAUGGCUUUAGUAACAGUUGGAGGAAAGCAAGUAAAGUAUGAUGGUCUUGAUUAAGUGUGUGAAGAGCAAACUUUCUAAAAAUAGCCACCUCUGUAAGCGUCAGUGUUAGUGUGUUUGGGUUUUUUUUAGAAAAGAAACACAAAAACAAACUCGUGAUAAAAUGUUUA
Messenger RNA from Lepidothrix coronata (blue-crowned manakin), 1356 nucleotides. It is a transcript of the gene LRRC30, whose product is annotated as leucine rich repeat containing 30. The transcript has a single exon. Gene Ontology annotation, molecular function: protein binding. The record is from RefSeq and is a predicted model, not a curated record. The coding region runs from base 188 to 1084 and encodes 298 amino acids. NCBI's taxonomy places the organism in Eukaryota, Metazoa, Chordata, Aves, Passeriformes, Pipridae.